UCUCGCGUUGAGGAAAUGAUAAUUUAAAUUGUAUCAACAUGGCUCGACUCGUACUGCUGCUCUUGAGCCUCGUCCUUUGUGCCUCGAUUGGCCAUGCUCAAAAUGAUCCAAAACCAAAGCCAACAGUGUUCCCAGGGUAUCCAUUUGACGCUGAAGCCGACGCCGAUAAUCUGCACGAAGCAAUGAAUUCACAGCAACAGUCCAAUCCAUUGGCCAUCGAAUCCAUCCUGUCGCGACGCAGCCUCCAACAAAGACUCACAAUUGCGGAAAAGUACAAAUUGAGUUACGGAAAGAAUCUGGAAAGCGAUAUAACCAAAUACGCAGAAAGCUGUCUAACUUGUUUCUCGUUCGGGCGCAUGGGCGAGCUUAUGUUUAGUCCUCUGCCCGUGCAGUACAGCCAUCAUCUAAGUAAAGCCAUGGUUGGUCCGGGGACGACCGAGUCGGUGCUCACCGAGAUACUUUGCGGCAACAAAAACAACAUGAUCAGAAACAUCACCCAGGCGUACGCCGAGAGGUAUGACGGCAAGAGCUUACUGGCCGAUCUGGAGGGCGAGACUUCGGGCGAUCUGAAGAGUCUGUUGGUGCUGUUGAUGCAGGCGAACCGCACCGGGCCGCACCUGGUGAACGCCCAGGCUGUGAAGGACGACGUGUUGGCGCUGUACAACAACGGUGAGAUCAACUGGCGUGAAGACUCCAGCAGGCUGAAUGAGGUGCUGGCGCGGCGCAGCGUCCAGCACAUCCGCUGGGUCUUGCAAGGGCUGUCCCGCAAGACCGGAAAGAACAUCAAAGAAAAUGUCGAUGAACAAUUCUACUUUGGCAACAAAAAAGGAUAUCUCGCGUGCGUGCGCAUGAUUCAAGAACCUGAGGAAUACUUUGCUGAUGUUUUGAACGAUGCAAUCAAUGGUUUGGGUACUAGUGAAGAUGCCUUGAUUCGUGUCAUUCUGACCAGAUCGGAGAUCGACCUGGGAACCAUCUCGGAAAAGUACGAGCAGAAAUACGGGCGCUCUGUCAUUGACGACAUUAAGGGAGACACCGGAGGUUUCUACAAGAACAUGCUGUUGGCCUUUUUCGGCGAGGAUGCUAACGGGAGGAAUUAACCUAAAAAUUAGGUGGAUAAACGUUACAUAUGUCUACGCAUUUGUUAUAAGAAUAAAAUAAAUGACAAAAUACAGCAUU
Messenger RNA from Cloeon dipterum, 1176 nucleotides. RefSeq names its product annexin A13-like. The record is from RefSeq and is a predicted model, not a curated record. Gene Ontology annotation, cellular component: cytoplasm. Bases 39 to 1097 code for a protein of 352 amino acids. NCBI's taxonomy places the organism in Eukaryota, Metazoa, Arthropoda, Insecta, Ephemeroptera, Baetidae. The transcript has 6 exons. Gene Ontology annotation, molecular function: calcium ion binding; calcium-dependent phospholipid binding.